Messenger RNA from Eriocheir sinensis (Chinese mitten crab), 4270 nucleotides. RefSeq names its product hornerin-like. The transcript has 3 exons. Bases 1 to 3942 code for a protein of 1313 amino acids. Lineage: Eukaryota; Metazoa; Arthropoda; Malacostraca; Decapoda; Varunidae. The record is from RefSeq and is a predicted model, not a curated record.
AUGACACUCCUAGCUUAUCCUCAGCAUACUUCUGGUUCAUUUGGUUCACAAGAUGGUUCUGGUUCAUUUAGUUCACAGCAUACUUCUGGUUCCCAAGAUGGUUCUGUUUCACUUAGUUCACAGCAUACUUCUGGUUCCCAAGAUGGUUCUGUUUCACUUGGUUCACAGCAUACUUCUGGUUCUUCUGGUUCCCAAGAUGGUUCUGUUUCACUUGGUUCACAGCAUACUUCUGGUUCUUCUGGUUCCCAAGAUGGUUCUGUUUCACUUGGUUCACAGCAUACUUCUGGUUUAUCUAGUUCCCAGGAAGGUCAAGAAGGUUCUGUCUCAAUUGGUUCACAACAUAGUGGUGGUUCGUUUAGUUCUCAAGAAGGUUCUGUUUUACUUGGUUCACAACAUGGUGCUAAUUCAUUUAGUUCUCAAAAAGGUUCUGGAUCCAUAAGUUCACAGCAUACUUCUGGUUCAUCUGGUUCCCAAGAAGGUUCUGGUUCACUUGGUUCACAACAUACUGGUGGUUCAUUUAGCUCCCAAGAAGGUUCUGGUUCACUUGGUUCACAACAUUCUGCUGACACAUUUGGUUCUCAACAAAACUCUGGUUCAUUAGGUUCACAUCUUACAUCCGUUUCAUUCGGCUCACAACAACAAUCUCACUCAUUUGGCUCAGGACAGACUCCUGGCUCAUUCGGCUCACAACAAUCAAUUGGCUCACAACAGACUACUGGCUCACAACAAUCAUUUGGCUCACAACAGACUACUGGCUCACAACAAUCAUUUGGCUCACAACAGACUACUGGCUCACAACAGACUACUGACUCGCAACAACCAUUUGGCUCACAACAAUCAUUUGGCUCACAACAGACUACUGGCUCACAACAAUCACUUGGCUUACAACAGACUACUGACUCACUCGGAUCACAACAUACUUCUGGUACCUUUGGCGCGCACGUUUCCUUCGAUUCGCCCGGCACCUCUGAGUCACCUAGCACAUCUGACACCCUUGGCAGACCUGGUUCUCCUGAUUCACAUCCAACACGUGUUUCCUUUGGUAUUCCCUCCCCAGCAUCACACGAGUCACCCAGACCAUCUAUUACGUCAGAUUCAAUUGGUGUCCCCUUUUCACCUGAUAUACGUAAUUCACUCUUAUUCCCAACAUCACCUGAAUCAUUGGGAUCUGGUGGGGUAUCUGUGUUGUCUGUGUCACCCGGGGCAAGUGGUUCGCCGAGUAUUCCCAUCUUAGCUGCACCUCCUAUUACACCUGGUUUGCCUGGUUCACCUGCAUCAUUUGGCUCUCCCAUUUUGCCGGUUCUUAGCGUUCCAGCUACAUCACAUCAUUCUGAUGGUUCUCCCGGUUCUCAAGGCACAGAAGGUUCCACAGGGCUGUUACUUGGCACCAAACAGGCCUCGUCCACUUCGUCGUCUGCCUCAGGCGUGGAGUUCACUCGUGGACAAGACGAGGACGUGUCUGUAGUACUGGCGAGGGGUCAAACCGAUCUCGGGGGGACGACUGCCCAGGGAGUCACACUCUCUGCAGCCAGAGGACAACAAUCUGAAACAAGUUCACUUAGCACAUCGCACGCGUCUAGUUCUCCUGGGGCACAACAGUCUAGCGUCACUCCUCUUGAUGGGCAUGACUCGCUAGUUUUGCCUGGUAUUCGAGUUCCAGCUGAAGAUUCUGACUCCCCAGGUUCGCAGCAUGUUAUUGGUUUGUCUAAUGCACCUGAUAAUCAUGGCUCAUCUGUCACUGUUGCUUCAUCUAUUACUCGUGAUUCAUCUACUUCACAAAAUUUGGGGGAUUCUACUGGGUCAGUUAGCAUUCCUGGUUCAAUCGGUUCAUCUGAUACACCUGGUUCGUCUGGUUUACACUUGUCACCUGCAUCACAAGGUUCACUUGAUACAGUUAGUUCGCCAGGCACAUCUUCGCCUGAGACACCUGGUUCGGCCGCUACUCCUAGUACACCUGGUUCUCCUGCAUCAUCAAGUAUACCUGUUUCCCUUGAUACACCUGUUACAUCUAUUAUCCGUGCUCCUCCUGGGUUUUCUCUACCCCCUGAAUUACUGAAGCAACUUGGUUCAUCUGGUUUAUCUAAAGUGUUUGUUGUUCGUGGUUCUUCAAAUUCACCUGAUUCUCCUGUAUCCAUUGUAGCAACUCAUUCUCCUGGUACCCCUGAUAGUCCUGGUUCACCUGGAUCAUCUGGUACACCUGUUGUGCGGGUUGUUACCGUUCCAGCUGGUUCACAUCAUUCUGCUGGUUCCCCCGGCUCUCAAGGUUCAGAAAGUUCCACAGGGCUGUUGCUCGACACCAAACAGGCUUCAUCCAUCUCGUCGUCUGCCUCAGGCGUGGAGGUAACCCACGGAGAGGACGGGGACGUGUCUGUGGUGCUGGCGAGAGGCGAAACGAACCUCGGGGGGACGAGUGCCCAGGGGGUCACACACGCUGCUUCCGUAGGACAAGAAUCUGAAACAAGCUCUACGUCAUCUUCAUCGAGCCUCAAUGCUGUGCCUCAAACCCAGAUCAUCAAGUUAACAGGUAACGCUGAUACUCAAUUGGCGGCAGCUUUCAAGAAUGCCAUCAAGUCACAAUCUUCCAUAAGCUUCUCCUCAGUGUCCGGCUCUGGGUCUGGAGUGUCUUCGUCCAGUGAUCCGGCUGCUGUGGCGGGGCAGGUGUCUUCUGGGGUUAGCUCUCUGUCCGGAAACACUCAAGGCACUGGUUCUUCAGUCUCCAGUGGGGCAGUGCCGUUACAUGGGGGCGUGGUUAGAAUCAUUCCUUCGCAAGCCUUUGGUGGUCAAGAUUCACAACAGUCUAUCAGCUCUUCAGUUUCUGGGCAUUCUUCUAGUUCUUCCUCACAAGUUGCUCCUGGUUUUGCUGGCUCGGUUCCUAUUUCUGCACUCCUUGGGGGACAGAGUGGUUUACCUGGAACCCACAAUAAGUUCAAGCCUGUCCCUACCCCAUUCGUCCCUAACCACAUAAAUUACACGGCAAUAUUUGGAACCGGAAGUAAAGCCAGCGGGCAGAGUGAGGGAUCUGUAGUCAGUCAGAAUAAGUUUACGCCUGUCCCUACCCCAUUCGUCCCUAACCACAUAAAUUACACGGCAAUAUUUGGAACCGGAAGUAAAGCCAGCGGGCAGAGUGAGGGAUCUGUAGUCAGUCAGAAUAAGUUUACGCCUGUCCCUACUCCAUUCGCCCCUAACCGCUUAAAUUACACGGCAAUAUUUGGAACCGGAAGUAACACUAAUGGGCAGAGUGAGGGAUUUGCAAUCAGUCAGAAUAAGUUUACGCCUGUCAGUCAAUUUGUCUCUAACCGCUUCAAUUAUACAGCAUUGUUUGGAGCGAGCAGCAGCACUAAUGGGCAGAGUAAGGGAUCUGUAGCCUUUCAUAGCGGUUCGGGAGGGAGCAGCAGUACCGGGGGUCAGAGUCAGGGAUCCGUAGCGUUUCAUAGUAGCUCCGUGAACACCCAUGGGAAGGAAAUCUCUGAACCACUCCAGCCUCAGAUCAUCGCUGGCAUUCCCAUCAUAUCAAAGGUAGACGCGUCGACUCACUCAUCAGCGGCCGUGAGGAAUCAGCCGGUUAACAGGAAGAGCCACGCCUCCGCUAACAUAGACCCACCAACAACCAUAGCGCUGCUGACCCCCGUAGCUGUUUCUCUAUCUUCCGAUAAAGAAUCAGACUCACAACAACUGCAUCCCGCACAAGUUAACUCUGGUAGGUUUCCGGCUCGCAGACAGCAGGGCAUAGGCGUUCCAGAAGAUAUUCGAUUCCACGGACAUCGCUUCUCCGGCAGUCAAAAUGGUUUCUCUCGCUCCUCUUCUUUCCAUUCAAGGCAGCACAGCCAGACGGGGGGCGGUGAGUUCAGCAGGCACACCAGGGAUCAGGAUGUGGCUGUGGUGCUGGCUCACCCCAUCCACCAAAGCAAUGGGGGAUCGGGACACCUCUUCUUCCGAAAUUGACCUCUCGUUUGGCCACUCCUCUGAGCGCUUUUUGUGGGAGCAGCGAAUAGCGGGCUUUUUUUUUUUUCAUUAUUGUUUCCUUUUUUUUGCCCUUGAGCUGCUUCCUCUGCUGUAAAAAAAAAAAAAAAACGAAAAAAAAAAACCAAGGUCGAGGCAUUGGGGAGUAUAAUUAUAUGUACUUGAAGAGACUUAGGUGGCUUGUAUGAAUGAUCCUCGUGUGUGUUUCCUUCGAUUACUUACCCUUGCGUGAGGCCGUCCUAUGUUGAUCUGUAACUCGUAGGAUACUUGCUGUUGACACAUGUAAAUAAACUUUUAAGAUUUUUAAAAA